Exophiala xenobiotica is the source of this 1347-nucleotide messenger RNA. RefSeq lists its product as uncharacterized. Bases 52 to 1080 code for a protein of 342 amino acids. Gene Ontology annotation, molecular function: proteasome binding. The record is from RefSeq and is a predicted model, not a curated record. The transcript has a single exon. Lineage: Eukaryota; Fungi; Ascomycota; Eurotiomycetes; Chaetothyriales; Herpotrichiellaceae.
AGCCCUUCGAACGGCGAGGAACCAGCUGCAUCUUGCAAUAUUUCCUUUCGAAUGCGCCGAGUUCCUUCUGCGCCAGCUACAUCCGCUGACACUGACUACUGUUGCAUUCCGAUGAAGAUUCAAUAUCGUAAUGAUGGCCUCGAACUCGAGGAUGUUGCAGACGAAACGGUGGCUGAGUUGGCUACAAGAUGUGCCGAACGGAUUGGAGCCGAUGUCGAACGAGUGUCCCUCUUCUUCAUGCCUAAGCCUGGCUUCAUGAAGCAUCCCUUCUCCGAUAGAAAACUCAGCGACUUCCUCACCCCUACUACGCGGAUAAAACUCGUCGGUACGCCCAAUGCGGAGGUCAAGAAAAUGGAUGAUAUGGGCGCAGCCAGUCGAAGAAUCAUGCGGCCGAGCACUUUCAAACCAGUCAAGGCGAACAAGGUGCGUGAUUGGAAAAAGGUCCAAGAGGAAAGCACGUACACUUUCCACGCGAUAGAACCUCUGCCGUAUUUGCCGAAUCCUGAAAAGAGCAGACGGUACCUGGAGCGGCUGGCGAACGAUCCCGGCAUCAAGGCGUCGAUGCGUAAGAACAAAUUCAGUGUUGGCCUUUUGACGGAGAUGAACCCUGCCGAGCAUACUACACACGAAUCUAAAACGCUGGGUUUGAACAGAAAUCGAGGCGAAGUCAUCGAAUUGAGAUUGAGGACGGACUCAUAUGAUGGGUACCGAGACUACAAAGUCAUCCGAAAGACGCUUUGCCACGAGUUGUCCCACAAUGUUUGGGGCGAACAUGACCGCAACUUCUGGGAUUUGACAAAGCAGAUCGAACAAGAGGUGGAGCGCAAUGAUACACUGCAUGGUGGCCAUCGUCUAUCGAGUGAGGAGUUCUACAACCCGAACGACUUGUACGAGGAUGCGGAUCACGCUGAUUCCGGAGGCUGGACAGGAGGUGAUUUUGUGCUUGGAAGAUCGAAGGACGGCUCGAACGAGGAAGGUCUCAGUAGGCGCGAGAUCAUUGCUAGAGCGGCAAUGGCCAGGCAGCAGAAGGCGAAGCAGACCAGGGGUCAGCAGGAACAGGAAACAUCGCCACCGUCGUGAAAAUGGAUGAAGUCGCAUGACGUUGAUGAGGUGUUUGAUACACAUUUGGGAUAGGGUCAACCGGAUGAUGGGUUUUUGUUAUAGCGGGGCGCUGGUGGCAUGUUUUGGAUGAUAAGGCUUUGUAAAUCUAUAGGUAGCCGUGGCUAAUAGUUUCCUCCGUAAGUCGGAAAUUUGCGCCAAUCACAAGUGAUAGGGCCAAACCACGCGCGCCAGCGCGUGGCCGCGAGCAAAACGCGUUUUCAUAGCAAAAUGCCAUUUUAUAAAAUA